This is a messenger RNA of Alosa sapidissima (American shad), 4367 nucleotides long. RefSeq names its product ORAI calcium release-activated calcium modulator 1a (gene orai1a). The transcript has 2 exons. Gene Ontology annotation, molecular function: store-operated calcium channel activity. Lineage: Eukaryota; Metazoa; Chordata; Actinopteri; Clupeiformes; Clupeidae. Gene Ontology annotation, biological process: store-operated calcium entry. The coding region runs from base 217 to 927 and encodes 236 amino acids. The record is from RefSeq and is a predicted model, not a curated record. Gene Ontology annotation, cellular component: membrane.
AGUGAGCAGGAAUAUGUUGCCGCUGUAGCUACUUAGAAGUACAUUCUUUGCUGUCAGAUCUCAACUCUUCAGAGUUUCCGUUGAUCAAAAUUGUCAUGUCGAUCCUAUCGUGUAGCACUUAACACUGAUUCCUCCUUAUUAGAGUAACCGUGGAGUCUACUUUGCUGUAGUUCGAGACAACGUUUGCUUCUUGAAGUUUGCCCUAGCUGUGACAGAAUGAGUUUGAACGAGCACUCCCUCCAAGCUCUGUCAUGGAGAAAACUUUACUUGAGUCGGGCGAAGUUGAAGGCAAGUAGCAGAACUUCAGCUCUGCUUUCAGGUUUCGCUAUGGUGGCCAUGGUGGAGGUGCAGCUGGAGCGGGACCACACAUAUCCUCCAGGGCUGCUGAUCGCCUUCAGCGCCUGCACCACCGUGCUGGUGGCGGUGCAUCUGUUCGCCCUUAUGGUCAGCACCUGCAUCCUGCCCAACCUGGAGGCGGUCAGCAACGUGCACAACCUCAAUUCGGUCAAGGAGUCGCCACACGAGCGCAUGCACCGCCACAUCGAGCUGGCCUGGGCUUUCUCCACUGUCAUCGGCACACUGCUCUUCUUGGCCGAGGUGGUGCUCCUCUGCUGGGUUAAGUUCCUGCCACUGCAGAGCCCGGUCAGGAAGACCGAGGACCACGGUGAGUCGGCCACGGAGGCGCCGGGCAUCAGUCCCGGCCAGGCGGCUGCCAUCACCUCCACGACGAUCAUGGUACCGUUUGGCCUGGUGUUCAUUGUGUUCGCUGUGCAUUUUUACCGCUCACUGGUCAGCCACAAGACAGACCGGCAGUUCCAGGAGCUGGAGGAGCUGUCCAACAUCACACGCCUCCAGAACCAGUUGGACCACAGGGCAGAGACGAUCAGCCUGCAGCCUUCAGCAGCCGCCGCUGCCCACUUCCCUUAGAGGACCAGCCCCCUAUUGCACUCCUUAUUCUACACACACACACACACACACACACACACACACACACACACGUACAUACACAGACGUAUAAGCACAUGUACACGUGUACGUACACACAGACACACACACACAUACACGCACACAGUAAAAUCCUUGCAACCAGACCCUCGCCUGUAACCCUUAUCAUCUGGAACAACACCCAUUUUCUCAAUAACCAUGCAAAUGCACACAUAUGCCCCCCCCCCCCAAAAAAAAAAUCACAGGUUCGUUUGAUUUUAACAGUUUGUUUGGUAUGGAUGAAGUAGUCGACUUCCCCACAGUUUAAAAACCGCAGAAUCCUACCUAAAACUCUAAUUAGUCUAAUCCCAGCCCAUCACCACUUUGAUAUUUCAAGAGCAGCUAUUUUCCAAAUAUUUUUGUUAAAGUGCCUCUUUAACAAACCGUAUAUGUUUAUAAAUUUUGGAUUUUCUGAAUGCCGUAGUCAGCACUGUACAGUGUAUGAUGGUGCCAAUGCAUUGUUUCAGCCUUGUUCAGAGACAGGCACACAUCUACACACACAAACACACAUUUAUGCACAGACCUUUGGGGAAUGCAGUGAUUUUUACAGCUGUAUUAGAAUUUUAGAUGAGUCUCUCCACAGAGGAAUCCCCUGGCCCAACAUGACCAGCUGUAGUUACACAUUAACACAUGUGCCAUUCACUUCCAUCUUUGUGGCUAUUUGUUCAUAAAUUGCCCAGUUGCGAUAGGCAUCCUGUCGUUUCCACUGUACAGACUCUCUAGCUCCGAUGGAGAUGAGACACUCUACCCUGUACUCUACUACGUACUUGCAAGUUUACUAUUAAGCAGACAGUGCUUAAUUGUCUGUUGUUGUCUUGUUGCUGCAAUUUAUGUUGAAGAUUUGCUUCACAAAUGAGUACAAACUCAGACUUCUGCUUACACCAUACCUGCCAAUACUCCCGUUUUUCCCGGGUUUCUCCCGUAUUUCACACAAUCAUUUACUUUCAAUUUCAACCCUUUUGUCAUAAAACCUGGCAACCCAAAACCCAAAUAAGGACACGGGUGCAUACUGCACAGCCACUGAGUCUCGCAAGCAAGUGGGCUAGUUGAGUAGCCUACUCCAGAACUAGCUGUUGUCAAAUUGUUAGGGAAGAAUUUUAGUGAUUACCACAUGACUGUUAUUGAGUGUUGAUACACAAUAGGCAAGUUUUGUUCUUGGAACAUAAUCUGACAGCAGCUUUGGAGGUAGGCUGCAGGUGGAUACAUAACUAGCAUGCAUAUUUCUUUCUGUAAGGUAAAAUCAACGACCGAAAUGCAGUGUUGCAAGGAGAGUAUGACCCCCCCCCCCCCCCCCCCAUCAAAAAAACCUCUCGUUUUUGGAACGUUAAAUGUUGGCAGGUAUGGCUUUCAUAGACAACGUCAGAUGAGUAGGCGGUCCUUCAAUGUGGCCCAGGAUGCAUUCCUAUACACAUUACAAUUGCUAUUCAGCCAAAUGCUAAACCACCUACAAAUAUCUUUGUUUUUGUGAUCAGAUCUGAGUGCAUAUGUUCCUGGCAUUAGAGGUCUGAAAAGGAUAAGAUCCGAUCACGAUACCAGGUGUGAACGGGGUUGUAUGGUCAUGCUACCCACUCUCUUAAUGCAGGCUUCUGCCAGUGGUCUGUCAAAGGUAUGAGUAAUAUUGUUUCUUCAAGGCAACAGACCAUAGCCUUGAGUGUACAAUGAUUGCAGUUGUCUCUCCACCUUGGCUUAGUAAAGGUUACAAUGGGUACUGCCUGGUUCUUUGUUCUCUUCAUAAAGUACCGCACACACUGGUUUAAAAAAAAAAAGACUUUUUGAGGAAUGUAAAGACAAACAAUGCAGACAUAUAGAUAUAUAUUUAUUAUUAUUCUUUUGUGAUUUUUUGUUUUGUUUGCAUGUUCAUUAUGUGAAACAUUUUAUUGUAUGACGAUGUUAACUGUAUCUUAAAUGUAUAUGUUGCCUUUCUGCAUUUAUGUGAAGAAAAGAUCACAGGAAUAAUGUAAAGUGUUUACAGGGAAAUGAAGCACUUGACUAAAGCUGCCUGGUUGUGCAUGACUCUUUAAGGCCUCUUCGUAGCUUUGUUGUUUAUCCAAACCACUGUUCUAGGAAGUACUCUGAAGAAAAUGUGUUUCUUGGUCGUUUAUCAACAUUUCCACUUGCAGUGGAAGUGAUGGCCAAGACCAGUGCUGUACAAUAUCAAAGCGCCAGUUUUGGAGUGUUUACACUAUCCGGCUAUGUUCUGGUCAAUGUAAAAUUUAAGCCAAUGAACAGGGAUGUUAAGUUUUGUAACACUUUACUAAGCAUAGACUUUGUACCAACAUAAUCUGAAUAUUUGCCUUCACAGAUACAUGCAACAUCUCCAAUAUAAACCCAUAACCAGAGCGCCAAUAGUAUCCUACAACACUGGUUUACUUACAACCCAAAGAUAUUAGACAACAGCCACAUUGUAUUCCUUUUUGUUGUCCACCACAGGCUGUCAUGAAUAGGUCAUAUCUUUCUUUUGUAAUUCUAUAAUUAUGUCUUGAUCCACAUGACUAUACAUUUCUGGCUGUGGUAAGCAGAGGCACAUGCACAUUUUGUCACACGCAGCAAAUAGAUUCCGUUGCUGCAGAUGCCAUGCUUGAUAUUAGUGGUCUAUGUUGGGAAAAUACAAUUGCAUGUGAUAACAUUUUGCAAUCUGCAGUCAUCAUCAGAAAUAAUCAGACACAGGUAGUCUGUUUUUUUUUGUCCCCCAUUUGUUUAACACUUUGAAAUUGUGCCUUCUGAUGAUACAUUAUGAACUGGUCUUUUUUGCUACAUAGUGCCAAAAAGACCUUACAAUGGCAGCAUGCUACACUGUCAUAUAUGCAUAUAUACUGUAUGAAAAAGGAUGUUUUGUGUAACUGUUACUUUUUCUUAAAUUUAUGGUAAGAAGUCAAUCAGUGACGAUAUUCAAAUGUCAUACUUUUCAAUUGAUGCCACUUAGUUCUCGUUUGUGAAAUGUUUUGAGCCAGUGGAGAAUAGGUCAGAACAUGAUUCCAAACAGUUGAUUUUUGAAGCCUGUAUGGCUGCCUUAUUUACACCAAUAUGGUACUCAGCCACACUGUUAUAUUUCAGUUAAACAGAAUUGCUUUUUAUGUUGUGGUGUGCAGAAAAAUCUACACACCCAUACAAAACGAGUUACACUUAUGUUGCAUAAAGGAUGGAUGUAUAAUGUUACAAUGUUUAAUUGUAUCAUUUCAAAUAUAUAUUUGGCGGCUGCACAUAUCUGUUUGCACUAUGAUGUGAAACAGCGUCUGUCAGGAUUUUCUUAGUUUUUGCGUUUUAUUCAUAUGCUUCUUUGCAUCUGUUCUCAAGUUACAGCAUGAUGACUGAGACAUUUGAAGUUUUCUUAUUGAUAAUUUCCGACUGAAUGGAUCACAGAAUAAAGAUUUAUAUUUAAUUGA